Molecule: messenger RNA, 2432 nt
Organism: Truncatella angustata
Lineage: Eukaryota; Fungi; Ascomycota; Sordariomycetes; Amphisphaeriales; Sporocadaceae
Exons: 3
Coding region: 156-2093 (645 amino acids)
Molecular function (GO): metal ion binding
Source: RefSeq, a predicted model, not a curated record
GGGGACUGUGAAAUGAAAUGAUUCUCCAACGUUUUUAAGCUUUGCCUUUGAAUCAUGCAUGCGAGGCUGAAAGGCUGCAAUCCAAACCUGCAUAAUGAGAAACGCAUCUCAACCUAUGUGCAUCAUUGUCCGAGUAACAACAAUCUGAGGCCAAUAUGGCGCCCCUCUGCAAGUUCUACCAGCAGGGCACCUGCAGAAAUGGAUCCAAUUGCCGUUUCGAACACCCUGGCGCCAACUCGAAUCCCUUCGGCAGUGCCAACAACAACCGCUAUGGUGCCUUGAGCUCUGGAGGUGGCAGCUCUGGUGGAGCCUUUGGACGCGGCUCGAGUUCUGCCGACGGAAGCAAUGCCUACAAGAUCACAAAGGACGCCAUCAAGAUUGAUCUUCAAGAUGAGCGCCCGUCAUGGGUAUUGUCGUCCUAUGGCCCCGGAAGAGAUGCCCCGGAACAGCUAUUCGGAGGAUACCCGAGGGAGCAAAGCUUUGAAGAGAUAAGAUUAUCCGUACUAUCAAGCCCAAAUCCCCAGCAAGCACUACAAGAUGUUCAAACCAUGUGUGUCGAAGCCGAGAAACAGAUGGAUACCGCUCUGCGCAACCUAGACGGUGCCAUACAAUUCGUUCUUUCCGCCGAGAACAACCACCCGAAUCGUCAUGACAUCUGUAAACAGAAUACACAAGGAGGCUCGGGUGUAUUUGCCGUAGGCAGUGGGGGGACGGGCUUUGGGGCGAACCCUCUGUCCGUAGGGUCAUCUGCUAAUCAGAACCCCUUUGGUGCCACGCAAUCGAGUCCCUUCGGCGCGCCAGCAGCUGCGGCGCCUACAACGAGUGCCUUUGGGCAACCGUCGCAGAUGGGCGCAAAACCCAACCCGUUCGGCGCACCCGCUUCGACAGGAGGCUCGGCUUUCGGACAGCCAUCCUCCUUGGGGGCUGGUUCCGGAUCUGCUUUCGGCCAGCCAUCAGCCUUGGGGCAGGGAUCAGCUUCAGCGUUCGGUCAGCCGUCAGCCUUGGGAGGAGCGGGUUCGGGAUCAGCUUUCGGCCAACCAUCAUCGUUGGGAGGCGGGUCGGCGUUUGGUCAACCAUCAUCUUUAGGGGCCAAAUCCAACCCCUUUGCAGCACCUGCCAACGCUUCAUCUGGGUUUGCGGCGGCAGCUCAGCAACAGACGGGUGCCUUCGGUCAGCCAUCAGCAUUGGGCGCAAAACCAAAUCCCUUCGGGACACCAGCGUCCACGAGUGCGUUCGGUGCGCCAGCAGCCCCUACGACGAGUGCCUUUGGACAACCAUCACAGAUGGGCGCAAAGCCAACCCCCUUUGGUGCGCCAUCACAGCCCUCGACUUCCGGCCCGUUUGGAGCACCAUCACAACCAGCUAGUUCUAGUCCCUUUGGUGCGCCGUCUCAACCUUCCAACCCAAGCCCGUUUGGAGCAUCCUCACAACCGUCCCGUAACAGUCCGUUUGGGACUUCAUCUCAACCCCAAAAUGCGUCUCCGUUCGGAGCCCCUGCACAACCAUCUGGCGCACCUGCGACGAGUCCUUUCGGCCAACCAUCAGCUCAGGCAACUGCUUUCGGAACUCCUACGCCAUCUAGUCCCUUCUCCUCUACAAACAAUGCGCUUGCUUCCCAAGCCAUGGAAACACAAGCGGCACCAGCGGCGUCGAAUCCGUUCGGACAACCGGCGACGAAUGGCUUUGGCGCACCUUCUAACUCACUGGCCAGUGGUGUGGGUGGGCUUGGUGGGCAAUCGGCCGCUUCGGCUGCACCACAAGGGGCGAACUCACCCUACCAGCCUGGAAGCAUGAAGCAGCACCCACCUCUCGAUUCCUACGUCGCAAAGAUGGGCACACGAAUCAUUCGAUUUAAGAACAUGCCUGUCUCAUACAAAAACGACAAGCCCGGAGUGCAAACCAGAAGCGGCUGGACCAAGAUAUGGUUUCCGAACGGACCACCCACCUACUAUUCUCUCACCGAGCCAGAGGAUAAGAGCGCUUAUACAGAUGCGGUCCAUAAGGUUUAUGAGGAAAGCAGCAGAACCGGCAGGUUCCCGGAUUUGAUGCCAGAGGUGCCGCCGAUGCGAGAGGACUGUGUAUGGGAUUUCUGAUUGGGAGACAUAAUUCUACCGACUAUGACCGAAAUUGGGCAUUCUUUAUUGACAUAGACUUGUGAUCCGGACUUGCAUUAGCGACGGCGUUUAGGGGAGAACGACUAUCAUGGGCCGGACUAAGAGCUGGCACGUAUCAUUAUAUUCACUCAGAAUCAGACGACGGUGUCAUUUGUGCGAGUUCAGCUUUACAUCAUGGUCAUGGAGGUUCGUGAGAGCACAUCUUCAUUCGGCUGGAUAAGCGACCGUCCUUAUUAUAUCGAGGUAGAACAUGCACGUUGUUAAAUCACCAUUAAAGCAAACGUGUCUAGGAUAUGUUGUGUGUGUGUGUGUGAUCAA